Molecule: messenger RNA, 6133 nt
Organism: Xyrichtys novacula (pearly razorfish)
Lineage: Eukaryota; Metazoa; Chordata; Actinopteri; Labriformes; Labridae
Source: the annotation of a GenBank genome assembly
AUGUACACCCCCCGCCUCUACAGCACUGCAGGGGGAGGAGGAGGGGGAGGAGGUGGGGUCAAACAGGGGAGAAGAGCUGGACUGGCCGUGCUCGAGGCCCCCCACCCCCCCCACCCCCACCCCCACCCCCACCUCCCCCACCAUCCUCACCCGGCCCCCCCUCCCCCUGCGUAUCCGUUGUAUCAGGGUCGUCCUGACACCCACCGAGGAGCUCAUUUCCACCACCACUAUCACCCCCACCCUCACCCUCACCCCCACCCUCACCAGCACCCUCAGCCUGCCCACAUAGCCCCGCCCCCUCUGCCCCCCCACUACCAGCACCAUGCUCAUUUCUCCACCUACAGCGGGGGGGCCCUUGCUGGGGCCUCCAGCAGCAGCAACAAGAAGAAGAUGUGGAACUUCAUCCACGAGAAGAUGAGCUACGACACCUUCUUCACCAUGAAGCGUCUGAUCGAGCGCUCACGGCGCCCCAACGAGGUGCUGCGCUGGGUCACCCAGAACCCCGCCAAGAUCUCCCACAACCACUACCCGGUCGCACUGCAGAAGAUCGGACAGCUGCUGCAGGCCCCGCCCCCGGCCCGGGGCAGAGGAGAUGAUGGCGAAGCCGCAGGAGGAGGACUCGAGGGCGGGGACAGACGUCAGAUCCUGGAGCACCAGGACUUUCAGACACUCUGCAACGCCAUCGUCAACGACUGCGCCAAGUUCGACAACUUCAGCAUCGUCAACUGUCUGUACGCCGUGGCGGCGCUUGGUGAGUCUCCAGGUCUCUGUCAGGUCGUCUCAGAAACAGGACAGCUGUGAUGUCAUCAUGUCUCCCUGCAGGUCUUCCUGCCGACUCCCAGGUGGUCCAGGUGCUGGAGGCGGAGUCUCAGUCCAGACUAAACCAGUUCAACCAGAAGGACGUGUCCAUGGUGUUCAGCUCCAGCAUGAAGCUCCACCCGGGCAGCCAACACCCGCUGACGGAGGCGUGCCUCGCCGGUCUGGAGAAGAACCUGGAGCGAGAGCGCCACCCGCAGACGCUCUUCCUGCUGCUCUCCUACUACAGACUUAAGUGGCGCUCACUGCAGCCACAGGACCCCGCCCCCAAUCCAGGGGGCGCUAACAAUAACAGCACUGCUCCAAACCCGGACCAGCUGCUCGCCAACAGGUGAGAAAAACGCCGAGUGUAGAUCAGUCAGGUACGGAGGAGGAGGAGCCUGAGAACCAGGAGAGGGUCUGAGUCAGGGGUUCGACUCUAACUCUGUUCUCCUGAGUUAUAAACGAAAGGAGCACAAAGAAAACUGAUCAAUCAUGUUUGUGUUAUUGAUCGACCUUAGUACUAUUAUUAGAAAUCAAUUUGUGGUCUUUUGAUCACAUGACAUGGAAGCUAUUGAAGGAAAACAGCCUUUUCUGUCAGCCCCGCCCCCUGUCAGCCCCGCCCCCUGUCAGCCCCGCCCCCUGUCUCUGAACGAGUUUUAGUUUUUUAGUUUUUCAUGUUUUUUUGAGACAAACUUGAAUCCUUGUUGUCGUCGUUGGUCAAAGUUUUGUUCCUCUGUUUUUCAGGAAGAUUCUUCGUCUGGUCAAACACACCUUGGCGAGCGUAAGCGGCAUGCGUGACCAGGAGAUGGCGCUUUUGGAUGAGAUGUUGGCGGCGUGUGCGAGGGAGGCCAGCAAUAAGAGUCUGGAGCUGAUCUUCAGUUCUCACCUGUUCUACCAGAACCGACAGGAGAGGUUCAUCAGCAGCCUGGCAGGUGAGUCGGGUCUGAGGGUCUCACCUGAGACCUGCUCCAGGUACACCUGCUCAGUCAUGUGACCUGCUCAGUCAUGUGACCUGCUGCUGUCGUUGUUGUUCUCUUCCAGAGGAGCUGCCCAAAAAGGUGGACAGCAUCACGCCGUACACGAUGGCGCUGAUUGCCAAGUACAUCGCUCGCCAUCGCCUCAGGGAGACGCGGCUGCUCGACACCAUCGCAGACUUCCUGGUGAAAAAGGCGGAGUACCUGGACAGCAAGGUGAGGUCCAAACCCGGGUCAUGUGACUUCAGUCCACCUGUGCAGCCUCCUACAACUGUGUGCGUGUGUGUGCGUUUGUGCGUCCUCAGGUGAUCCAGAAGCUCGUCUUCCCGUUCAGCAGGAUGAGUUACCGUCCCACCGGCGAGCAGCAGUUCUUCUCCCGCCUGGAGGAAGUGGUCGAGCUGAAGGCGCUCAGCUCGCCACUCGCCACAGUCAACAUCCUCAUGUCUCUGUUCCAGCUGGGACACUUCCCGGGUCUCGUGCUUCACCGUGUCUUCUCCUCCGCCUUCAUCAGCAACGUCACCAGUCAGUACACAGCAACACAACCAGUAACACAACCAACAACAUAACCAGCAACACAACCAGCAACACAACCAGCAACACAACCAACAACACAACCAGCAACACAACCAACAACACAACCAGCAACACAACCAGCAACACAACCAGCAACACAACCAGCAACACAACCAGCAACAUAACCAACAACACAAACAACAACCAAACACACAAAUUAACCAGUUUAACCAGUCAGCCAAAAACAGCCAAUGAGAGCAUGUGACUAACAGUGGUGUCUUUUGGCCCCGCCCCCCUUACAGACAGCCCGUACGCUCUGAUCGUCAGGAGGUACCUGUCUCUGCUGGACGCCGCCGUAGAGCUGGAGUUCCGAGACUACACCGGACCACGCCUACAGGACAACCACAAGGUGCUGAUGUUUGACCACGCCCUCACCGCCGACGAGGUCAACCGCAAGUACAGGUAACACCCUCGCACCUCAACUGUGUGUUCCAGCAGGUCCACACUGAGCUCCGGGGUUCUGUGGGUCUUAAACUCGAACCCGGGUCGUUAAGGUAGUAAAUUUACCGUCAAUUUGUUUCAGGUUCUAAAUUAUCAGCUGGUCGCCGUUUACAGCGGCCGACCGUAAAACGUGUAAAAGAGCGUCUAAGAGUCGAGGUCAGUCUGCUGUCGUCAGUGCUGGUUCUGGUUAAUAAAGGCUGGUCCUGAUCAGUUUGGACCGGUUAGGUCAGUUUGGAUCAGUCCUGGUCAGUUUGGACCGGUUCUGACUGGUCUCUCUCUCAGUUAUAAAGGUCUGGUUUGGACCGGUCCUGAUCAGUUUGGACUGGUUCUGGUCGGUUUGGACCGGUUCUGAUCAGUUUGGACCGGUUCUGACUGGUCUCUCUCUCAUUUAAAGAGGUCUGGUUUAGACCGGUCCUGGUCAGUUUGGACCGGUUCUGGUCAGUUUGGACCGGUUCUGGUCGGUUUGGACCGGUUCUGAUUAGUUUGGACCGGUCCUGACUGGUCCCUCUCUCAGUUAUAAAGGUCUGGUUUGGACCGGUCCUGAUCAGUUUGGACUGGUUCUGGUUGGUUUGGACCGGUUCUGAUCAGUUUGGACUGGUUCUGACUGGUCUCUCUCUCAUUUAAAGAGGUCUGGUUUAGACCGGUCCUGGUCAGUUUGGACCGGUUCUGGUCAGUUUGGACCGGUUCUGACUGGUCUCUCUCUCAGUUAUAAAGGUCUGGUUUGGACCGGUCCUGAUCAGUUUGGACUGGUUCUGGUCGGUUUGGACCGGUUCUGAUCAGUUUGGACUGGUUCUGACUGGUCUCUCUCUCAUUUAAAGAGGUUUGGUUUGGACUGGUCCUGAUCAGUUUAGACCGGUCCUGAUCAGAUUAGACCGGUCCUGGUCAGUUUGGACCGGUUCUGAUUAGGUUGGACCGGUUCUGACUGGUCUCUCUCUCAGUUAUAAAGGUCUGGUUGCCGAGGCGCUGAGACAGCUGGUUGGUGAACAGAACUACAAACAGGACGAAGUUCUGCCCCCGGGGUACUACACAGGUACUGCAGAGACACACUACAGACACGGGUUUGAUCCAUGGACACUGAUUGAUUAACUGAUUGAUUGAUUGAUUGAUUGAUUGAUCAUGUCUUCAGACUUCCUGUUAUGGAUGGACGGUUCUGGUCGGGUUCUGCCCAUCAGGUCAGGACCCCCGUUGUCCCUCGGUAUGGUCCCGCCCUCCUGCGUUCCCAUGGCGCCCAAGCCUGGUGACGGUGCGGUUGCCGUGGUAACCUCAGAGUUCCAGAAGUUCUCUCCGUUUGCGGCGCUGGAGGAGGACCCGGAUCAGCAGGGUCCGGGUCCGGAGGGGAUGGGGGGGGCCUUGGAGCCCAGAUCAUUCCUGCCCCACCACAUCCGCAGCCCAGCAGGGACCACGGUGGCCUCAGGGGCCCCCCGCCCAGGAACCAACGGGGGGCCCCUGGACUACGGCCCCUACUACCCGCCCCCAGCAGAGUUCUACUCGGGUCUGAAUAAGGAGCACUCUCUGGAGAGUCAGGACAGUUCCACACUCAGCAGCCCCCCCUCUGAUGGACUCACUCAGUCAGGGGCCCCGGGCCCUGCCGGGACCGCCGCCCCAGACUCACUCUUUCAGUUUUCUAUCGGGAAGAUCCUGGAGGACGAGGGGGGGGCCGGGACCCCCGGGGGUCAGGGGUCGACGGACUGUGAGCUGCCCGGGUUCUACGAGGGGGCCGCGUACCCUGAGGGGUCCAGGGCCGACAGAGGGCCCCCCUCCCCCCCACAGCUCCACCCCUCAGACCGGGCCGAGGCGGAGGAACCCCCGUCAGAGCAGCGGGGGGUCAGGAGGUGAGUCCGGCUCAGUGUGAGUGACCCGGGUCAGUCAGAACCAGGUCUGAGGUCUGUGUGUCUUUACAGGGUCAUCAUGUCCGUCAACGAUAAAUGGCACUACUGUCACAAUUCUGAGGUUCUGGUCGGGUCCAGAGCCAUGAGGGACCGCCACCUGAGGCUGCUGGGAUACAUCAUCCUGCAGGUCAGACUCCGCCCACUCAGGCUACGUUCACACUGCAGGUUCUGACGCACAAAGAUCGGAGUUUCGGUUCAAUCCGAUCUUUUUGUCGGUCGUUCACGUUACAACAACGAAAGUGUGAAGUGACCCGCGUGAACGCCACCUGAGCGUCCACGCCGCCGUCACAUCAGAUCCAGAUCCACAUUCUAAAGAGACCUGGGUCGGAUCAGAACACAUCAGAACUGACCUGCAGUCUGAACGUAGAUCAAGAUACUCACAUUAAUACAGAGUGUUUACACCCCCACCGUCUGUGGUCAUGUGACCCGUCAUGUGACUCGUCAUGUGACCCCUGUCCUCUUGUCCCCUCUCAGCUGCCGUACCACGAGCUGGAGAAGCUGAACGGCAUCGAGGAGGUGAAGCAGUACCUGCACAAGAAGCUGCUCAACGUCCCGCUAUGACGCUCUCUGUCUGUGUGUGUGUGUGUGUGUGUGUGUGUGUGUGUGUGUGUGUCUGUGUGUGUGUGUGUGUGUGUGUGUGUGUGUGUGUCUGUGUGUGUGUGUCUGUGUGUGUGUGUGUGUGUGUCAGUUGUGUGCCGGUUGGACCCGGUUGUUCGAACCUCGGGUCACAGAGAGACUCGGAUGAUUGAACCUGCUGCUCUGAUGCUCCACCCUCUGAGUCUGUGGGCGUGAUGAAGGGGGCGGGACUCUAACGUGAGUGACAGGUGACAUCAUCACGUACCUGCAGCAGGUGGACUCAGCGGACGGUCCGGCUGCUUUUUCACACACAGGACUCGGUUUUCGGAUCAGAACUUGAGCUGAGUUUAUUUCUAUAACAGGGACGGUGGGUCCAUCAGAACCAGACCCGGUUGGUUGAGUCUGUGGAUCCGGUUCUGCUGUGGUGUCGGGUCUGUGGUUCUGGAGGAGGCUCUGAAGUGACCCGGUCCAUUCUUUAACACUCGAACCUGCAGGCUGCGAUCUGAUUGGUCGCUGCGUGGAUGAAGAGGUCACAUGUUUUUUGGGGCGAGGAGGGCGGAGUCUCUUUUUAUAAAGUUUGGUAACCAUGGUAACAAAGUCGCCGCAUGUGUGAAGCAGUUUUUUUAAAGCAGCUGAUGGAGAGCAGGGGCUGAUGGGUAAUGUAGUUCUCUGUAAGUGCACACAAAGGGGGGGGGCAGGGCUGCUGCUGCCAUGGUAACAGGGUGUUUAAGUGCCAAAGGAUAGGAGGAGGGUGUGUGUGUGGGGGGUCAAAGGUCAGAUUAUUUAUUUGUGUACGAGGUGACGGACAGUCGGACAGAAAGAAGUUUGUUUAUAUUCUAUAAAUCUAUCAUUCAAAUGUCUAUAAAACCUGAAACCCUCCAA